CCACGUCAAUCCUAUCGUUCGUGGACCUCGGACUUUGCCCCGAUGUCAUCCCCGCACUCACCCAUCAAACGACUGCUGGUUGCGAACAGGGGUGAGAUUGCCGUUCGUAUUCUCAAUGCUGCACGGGAACUUCCUGAUACUGUAGAGACCAUUGCUCUCUACACGUCAGAUGACCGUUCACACUGUGAUCUAAGCUACCCAGAUCAAGCAAUUGAAAUUCCCUCACCUGCUUCAUAUCUAGACGUAUCAUGUCUUAUUGAUAUUAUCCGAAAGCACUCCAUCGAUUCAGUGCACCCGGGAUAUGGGUUCCUUAGCGAAAGCGCGGAGUUCGCGCAGCGCGUAUUCGACGAAACAGGUGCCAUCGUCAUAGGACCAGGCCCAGAGAACCUUGAACGCACAGGUGACAAGCUUCAAGCCAAGCAACUAGCGCGCGAAUGUGCAGUUCCGGUAUUGGAAGCUAUGAAUCAACCGACUGCUGACGUCGUUGAAGCUCGGGCCUUUGCUAGGCAAGUUGGCUUUCCCGUGAUGAUUAAAGCUGUGGAUGGAGGAGGUGGUCGUGGGAUUCGUCUUGUACGCGAGGAACACGAACUUGAAAAUAGUAUUCAGCGGGCCAUCAGCGAGUCACCUUCUCAUACGGUGUUUGUCGAAAAGGCUGCUGUGGAUGGGUUCCAUCAUGUUGAGAUUCAGGUUAUUGGUGAUGGAACGGGUCAAGUGCGACAUUUAUGGGAGAGAGACUGCAGUGUACAGAGGCGGUUUCAGAAAGUUGUGGAGUUUGCUCCUGCGUUGAUGUGUGAUCGAAGCUUGAUUUCUCAGGUGAUUGACUGUGCCUUGAAGAUGGCGAGUCAUAUUCGCUAUCUUUCUCUGGGAACAUUUGAGUUCCUGGUUAGUGAGCAAAAGGGAGAAUUCUAUUUUCUGGAAGUCAAUCCCCGACUUCAAGUUGAGCACACAAUUACAGAGUCUAUCAGUGGUGUAGAUCUGGUACAGACCCAGCUCCUGCUGGCCCAGGGACGAACAUUCAAUGACCUUGGUCUCGGAUCUAAUGUUGAUCUGAGGGCCCUGCCACCAACAAACUCCAUACAGCUUCGACUGUGUUCUGAAGACCCAGGCAAUGGUUUUUCGCUCAGUAUUGGCAAGCUUACCGAGUUCAAUGUCCCCAGUGGGCACGGUAUUCGAGUCGACACCCAUGUCUCUAGGAUGUCUCCAUUGGUCAUUGGGUCAAAUUUUGAUAAUUUACUAGCCAAGAUCAUCAUCACAGGAUCGAGCUGGGAGGCAACUGUCAGAAAGGCCCAAAGGGUACUAAGUGAUACCAGAAUAGCGGGUGUCAAAACAAACAUCAACCUUCUCCGCGGGAUUGUGGCGCACGCUGAUUUCCUGUCCGGCAACAUCGAUACCCAGUGGCUAAGCGCCAAACUUGAAGAAGCAUACCAGCUGGGCGAAGAUAUUUCAAAAUCACACCGUCAUACAAAAGGACCUUCUAGCUCCUCUCAGUCGCUUACACAAGGUGGACUACCAACUUCAAAUCUCCUAUUCCGCAAGGGAGACGCAUGGUCUAUCCGAUUGGAGCCGCUUCACAAGAGCAUCACACAGGGGCCCAGCGUUGCGCAUCAUAUGAAACUAUCCCGGGUACUCCGCAACGAGUUUCCCACGUCACUUGCAGCCGAGAUUGAAUACACGACACCAAACUCACAGACCGCGAUUCCCUACAGAAUGCAGCUUGAUACCACGACCACCGCUGCAUCAGCACUUGUUUCCUCUCAUCGCCGUGGGGAUCCAAGUAACCCGCGUCAUAUCAUUCUACCCCUUUCUGGAAAACUGGUCGAGAUGUUGGUUACGGAAGGGGAAGAUGUUGCUGAGAAUCAAGUGCUAGCCUUUGUCAAGCAAAUGAAGAUGGAACUGGAAGUACGCAGCCCUCGAGCUGGAAGAGUACAAUGGGUGUAUGAAAUGGAAGAAGAUGAAGAAGAUGUCGCGGAGGGGAUGUUAUUGGUGGAAUUGACAGAAUCACAGGAGCAGCUCCGAGGGAAGCUAUAA
Molecule: messenger RNA, 2028 nt
Organism: Penicillium odoratum
Lineage: Eukaryota; Fungi; Ascomycota; Eurotiomycetes; Eurotiales; Aspergillaceae
Product: putative pyruvate carboxylase
Exons: 2
Molecular function (GO): metal ion binding; ATP binding
Source: RefSeq, a predicted model, not a curated record